AUAAUUGAAAGAAAAGAUGAAGUAAUUGGAGAAUUAAAAAGUGAAAUAAAAACAGUAAGAGAAUUGCUAAGAAAUGCUUGCAGGAAAAUAGAGGAUCAAGACAAAUUAAUUAAAUUGUUUGAAAAGCCCUUGCCUGAAAUACCAAGUAAACCAAUCUUUCUUGAUUCAAUAAAGAAGCUCCUGGCUGAAAAUAAUGAAGGUGAAGUUAUAAAUUUAAUGCAACAACAAAGUAAUAUAGAAAUUCCUGAAUCGGAUGAGGUUUACCCUUUAUUAGAAAAAAGUGGAUUAACAAGAUAUCAAAUUUAUUCAAAAAUUUUAGACAAAUUAGCAAAUAAUUUUAUAAAAAAAGUUGAAACGCAAAACUGGGAUGAUGCAAAGUAA
Entrophospora sp. SA101 is the source of this 381-nucleotide messenger RNA. Lineage: Eukaryota; Fungi; Glomeromycota; Glomeromycetes; Entrophosporales; Entrophosporaceae. The record is from the annotation of a GenBank genome assembly.